UUAAGCAUUUGAACAAGUGCAAAGAAAAGACCUAUCCAGAGGCAGGGCAGGCACCAAAAGAGGUUCUGAUUCUCAGCACUGAGCUCUCUAAUAACCCAUCAAUCAAUUUCUCUGUUCUCUUCAACAAUCCAAUUGCUCUCUUCUCUCCCACUUACCCUCGAUCCUCAUCCACCUCUCUCAGUAACCCUCCCUUCCCUCAAGCUUCGAUCUUGAUCCUAUUUUUCCCACACCCAAUCCCUCCUACCACAACCCCUUUAUUCAUCUUUCCAUAAAAUUCAAAGAAAACAACAUGGGUUGCACCAUGAGGGAAAAACACAUCAGAGCCAAUCGGAGACCCCGAUCGGCGAAACCAGACCCCGAUUCUUGCGACAAAGAUGCCAUAUCCAAAUCCAUAGCUGAGACUGGUCUCAAGCCCUUCAAAUACCAUCUGGGUCUCAACGAUUCUCCCCAGAUACCGAAUUCUAACCCUAAUGUUGAGGAAACCGGGUGGGGUUACUGUACAGAGGAACAAUUGGAAGAGAUUCUGUUGAAAAACUUGGAGUUUAUAUACAACGAAGCUGUGUCCAAGCUCGUUGCAUUGGGAUAUGAUGAGGACGUUGCUGUCAAGGCGAUACUGCGCAAUGGGCAUUGCUAUGGUGGCAUGGAUGUGCUCACCAAUAUUUUGCAUAAUUCCUUAGCGUUUUUGAAUAGUAAUAAUAGUGAUGGUGUAGGUGGGGGUGGAGGUGGUUAUAGUAAUAAUAAUAAUAGUGGGAAUUUGGAUGAGUCUGAGCCUGUGUUCUCUGAUUUGAGGCAGUUGGAGGAGUACUCUUUGGCGGGUAUGGUGUGUUUGUUGCAACAGGUGAGGCCUCAUUUGAGCAAAGGGGAUGCCAUGUGGUGUUUGCUCAUGAGUGAUCUUCAUGUUGGGAGGGCUAGUGCUAUGGAAAUUCCGGUGCCCGGUAACGGGAGCCCCGCGGCGCCGGUGGCCACCGGUGGUGAGGGUGGUGGGAAUUCGGUUGGUGUUAUGGCCCCGGCUUUGUGUAGGUUCCAUGGGGGGUGGGGAUUUGGUAAUGGGGGAGGGUUGGAAUUUCCUGUGAAUGGGAUAUUCUCUUGUGGUGCAGAGAUGAAUUUGCAGCUGCAAAGAGACAUUGAGUUCCCUAAGAGGUUUAAUCUUUCUCCUUCAAUGAAGUCCUUGUUGAAGAGAAAUGUUGCUAUGUUUGCUGCUGGUUUUAGGGCAAACUCUAAGCAAUUGCAGGCACAGGCAAAGGUUGUUCCUGGCCGGAGUGCUGCACCUAAUUUGGAUUCUACGGCUGUGGCCGGGACGGAAACUCGGGCGGAGCAGUCCGGACGAGAUUCACAGAAUCUUGAUAGCCAGGAUGCUGUGAAUUCGGUGCUGAGUAAAUUUCGUGAUUUGAAUCUUGAUGAGAAUUUGGAGCUUGUGGCUGAAGAUCAGAAGGAUGAGGUGAUAGUUACAUUAUUUCAUCAGAUUAAGGAUCUUGAGAAACAGGUUAACGAACGGAAGGAUUGGGCUCAUCAGAAGGCAAUGCAGGCAGCAAGAAAGUUAAGCAGUGAUCUGACUGAGCUCAAAAUGUUGCGGAUGGAAAGAGAGGAGACUCAAAAAUUGAAGAAAGGGAAACCGGUGCUUGAAGACACAACAAUGAAGAGGCUCUCGGAGAUGGAGAAUGCUUUGAGAAAGGCCAGUGGUCAACUGGACCUUGCAAAUGCAGCUGUGAGGAGACUAGAAACUGAGAAUGCAGAAAUGAAAGCAGAGAUGGAGGCUUCCAAAUUAAGCGCAUCAGAGUCGGUGACAGCUUGCUUAGAAGUUGCAAAAAGGGAGAAAAAAUGCUUAAAGAAACUUCUAGCUUGGGAAAAACAGAAAGCUAAGCUGCAGCAAGAGAUUUCUGAUGAAAAAGAGAGGAUAUCGAAGACACAAGAAAUAUUGGUUCAGAUUAGACAGGGUCAAAAGGAAGCUGAGGUUAAGUGGAAGGAUGAGAUGAAGGCUAAAGAGGAAGCUUUAGCACUAGUUGAGGAGGAACGCCGCUCUAAGGAAGCAGCUGAGUCUAACAAUAAGAGGAAGCUCGAGGCUUUGCGUCUGAAGAUAGAGAUAGAUUUCCAGCGUCACAAGGAUGAUCUUCUAAGACUCGAGCAGGAGCUUUCGCGCCUGAAAGCAUCUGCUCAGUCUGCUGAGUUGCAUCACCAAUCAAGCACGUCACCGACAAGCGACUCUGAGGGUGCAAAGCCCCAAAGGGAGACCAUUGCCAGGCUGCUCCAAGAAUUGGAUAAUCUUGAGGAUUUUUCAGAGAAAGAAGUGAAUAGCAACAGAGAAUGCAUUAUAUGUAUGGAAGAUGAAGUCUCCAUAGUUUUCUUGCCAUGUGCACACCAAGUUAUGUGUGCUAGUUGCAGUGAUGAGUAUGGAAGAAAAGGAAAGGCUGCUUGUCCUUGCUGCAGGGUUCAAAUCCAACAGAGAAUCCGUGUAUUUGGGGCAAGUUCCUAACUUUCUUAAGAGUUGUGUUUCAAAGGGACUUGGGCAGGUAUACCCUAUGAGUUUUUACAUUACUUUGUGCACUUAAUCAGUGGGGCUACUUGUCUCACCAAAUAUCACAUUACACGCUAUGAGUCGUGAUCAUAGUCAGGAAUUAUUAUUAUUAUUUAUAUAAUAUAAAUAAAAAACUAAGUCCUGGCAUUGGAAUGUCUCUUGGAAUUUCUGAAAUAUAGUUGGUUACUGCCGUUGGCUUGAAAAUAAGAAAUGGCCAAUUGUGUUGUUAUAUUCUGAGAACUUCACCUCCUUUCCCUAAUGUCAUAGUCUUUUUCAUCUGACCCCUAUUUCGGUUUUCCAAGUAUGCUCCAGUAAUUCGAUGCAUAAAAAUGUUCUGUGAGCUUUUAUUUCCUGUGAAUGAGGGAUUUUGUUGAUUUAUGGACGUUUGUUUUGUAUUUGGUGAUUUAUGUACUUACUGUUAUAAUAUACGACGUAUUUACUAUA
Cajanus cajan (pigeon pea) is the source of this 2956-nucleotide messenger RNA. The record is from RefSeq and is a predicted model, not a curated record. Lineage: Eukaryota; Viridiplantae; Streptophyta; Magnoliopsida; Fabales; Fabaceae.